AUCUGAGUGGAUAAUUGUCUGCGACGAUUCCUAUUCCUGGGCCCUAGGCCCUGUCUAUACAUUGCCUCUAGCUCUGCCUGGCUCUUCAGGGAUUUCCAAUCGGGCAAAUAUUGCUUGUUCAGGACCACUGAACUGCGCAGGAAGUGAACUCUGGAAAGAAAAAUCGCAUGCAGAUCGAUAUUCCAUUUGCUAGAAUUGUUCAGUUUCGUGUGUUGGUAUGGCUGAUGUAAAGAAAGUAGCCGAGCCGGCUCAACUGCCGCAGAAGAAGUACUAUCGGCAGAGAGCACAUGUGAAUCCAAUUGCUGAUCAUAUCUUCGACUAUCCUGUACAGCCAUCAGAGAUGGAUUGGUCAUCCUUGUACCCUGAGGUAUUCGACAGUAAAAGUAGCUGUGCUGAGGCGGUAGGUGAUGAUAAUCAAGCAGCUGCUAGCGGCGAUGAUCAGCAGGCAGUUGAACCGUCAGCAAAGAAACCCUGCCUGCCUGAAUCCGCGGCUAUUUCACGUCAAGUCGAGUUUGCAGAUGUGGGCUGCGGGUACGGUGGACUGCUGGUCGAACUCGCUCAGCUGUUUCCGACGACGCUGAUGCUCGGAAUGGAGAUCCGUGUCAAAGUUGCUGACUUUGUGAACGACCGCAUCAUCGCUCUGCGCAAGCAGCACGAGGCAACGCGCGGCUAUCAGAACAGUGCUGUGCUCCGGCACAACGCCAUGAAGUACUUGCCCAACUUCUUCGUGAAAGGACAGCUUUCCAAGAUGUUCUUCCUGUUUCCCGACCCGCACUUCAAGAAGUGCAAGCACAAGUGGAGGAUUAUCAGCCCGACUCUUCUCGCCGAGUAUGCGUACGUCUUGCGCGAAGGCGGCAUCGUUUACACCGUGACAGAUGUGCUGGACCUGCAUGAGUGGAUGGCAAAGUGUUUAGAUGAGCAUGCGCUGUUCAAGCGCUUGACCGACGAAGAGCUAGCUGAUGAUCCUAUCGUGCCGGUGCUCUUCAACAGCUCCGAAGAAGGCAAGAAAGUGUCUCGCAACUCUGGCGACAAGCACUUGGCUGUCUAUCGGCGCAUUGCAGAUCCGUAUGAAUCAUGACGCGUAUGUUGGCAAGGAUUUGGAAUUCCAACGGCUGCAAAGACCCUACUGAAUGCUGGGAGAACAGACCCUGUUUUCCCGGUGGAAUGCGCUCUGUAUGGAUCUCUGUUUCUUUAACACCAGCAACUUUGCUACAGCACUGACGGCGGGUGCGAUUAUGCAAUGUUGCCAAUGUGCGAAGGCUUGGAGCUAUGUCAGUGAACAUCAUUACAGUACCAAACUGGCGUCGUUGACAACUCGCCGACACUCUGGAUGGAUUUGUGUGGCGGUGAUUACCUGUGGCUAUGGUCAGCACACUAUAAUGAUACCACAAUGGCACCACUGCCAUACUGACCAUUAGCUGCCUACUCAGUUGGAACUUGGAAGACCCUUACAUCGUGGUGGCCGUGUACAUGCUACGGUUUCAUGUGCAUACCCCCUACUUACGUCGUCAGCCACUCUGACUUGAGUGUGCUGGUAUUGCUUCGAGUCUUCAGACUGCCAUUGGCUUGUACAGCGAGAUGUGCUUUGAAGUAGGAUCGUAACAAAUGUUAUAAAUUUACCCAUCUUGAGUACAGUUCGUACUGUUCUCUUCAGGUCAGUGUGCAACAAACAAUAUACUACAUAGUCAUCUGAACUGCUGGACUGGUCUUCCACUAUUUUUCAGAUGUGUUUGAACAUGCUACAGCCUUCAAAUGCAGCCAGUUUUCAGUACUCGAUGUGCCCACUGCACCACAACAGUCAAGUAGUUGAUGCAGUGGAAUGAAGUAAAUAGUGUGUAUCAUUGGA
Molecule: messenger RNA, 1846 nt
Organism: Sycon ciliatum
Lineage: Eukaryota; Metazoa; Porifera; Calcarea; Leucosolenida; Sycettidae
Product: tRNA (guanine-N(7)-)-methyltransferase-like
Exons: 1
Coding region: 218-1078 (286 amino acids)
Biological process (GO): tRNA methylation; RNA (guanine-N7)-methylation
Cellular component (GO): tRNA methyltransferase complex
Molecular function (GO): tRNA (guanine(46)-N7)-methyltransferase activity
Source: RefSeq, a predicted model, not a curated record